GUCUGUGAUUUUCUGGUGUUAUGCAAAUGAAAUCUGGAAUCUUGUAUUAAUUUUCGCUAAAAGUUUGUUCAUGAUUGAUUGCAUUUAACUUAAAUAUGCAAAAGUGUGUGUGCGCGUACUAUUUCGUCUCGCUUAAGUAAAACAGCGCUCACCUUUUAUUUACCUAGCGCGAACCGAGAUAUCUAAACAAGAACGUUAUCUAACAUAUUUAUGUUGUCACGUAGUUCAAAACGAAAUUGUGAUUGAAUUUAUUGAUUUAAGCAAUACAAUUCAUUAUUUUAAAAAAAUCACUAAACCCACGUAAAUGCUCAAGUAUAAGGCAGGUUGUGCAAAUACAAAUUUAAGAUCCGCAGUUAAUAGAAUAAAUACGGUAACGCGGGUGAACCGUAAAACGGAUACAGCGUUAUUGUUAUAAAUGAAACACACCGGGUGUGUCAGCUUGUGAAACAUGGAUGGGGAAGUUUAAGUAUUUUGAUUCUAUUUUCAUAUAAGACUGCAAUAAGUGAUGACUGAUGAGGAUGGGUUGUGACUGGAGGUCAGUGCUGAACAUCAUGAUCAAGAAAGGUCUGUUUAGAUGGCUAAAACUGUUGAUUGGACUCAUUGCCAUCGUUACAAUAUCUUUAUUGAUACACAUGAAUGUUCAGUAUAAUUUAACAGGAUAUAUGCCCUAUUCUAUAUCUAGUACAUUUGAGAAUAUUAAAGGAGUAUAUCGUGGGUCAUCACAAGACUGGUCGAACAACGGUACCAGAACACAUCACAGGAUAGAAAACCGUCUAAUUGGAUUUAACAAAGGUGUAAGAACUGUUACAAAUCGGAAUGUUGAUCAACGAGUACCAAACGACACGAUUAAAGAUAUACUAUGGUUUAACAAACCGCCAUGGUAUGAUAUUCGUCAACAAAAUAGGUUUCUUAGAACAAAUUGUACAUAUUUAAAUUGUCGGAUGUCUACAGAUGUAACAAAUCUACAGAAAUACUCCGCUAUCAUAUAUGCGCUGACAGAAUCCGCCAGUCACGUUCCACCAAUAUCUCAUAAAGAUAGAAAUCCAGAUCAGAUGUGGAUAUUUUUUUACUCAGAGUCGCCUGUUUAUCAAGGAAAACUUGCAUUCCGCCAUACUAACUGGAGAAAUACUAUGAAUUGGUCAAUGUCCUACAAUAUUGAUGCUGAUAUUUUCCGACCAUACGGGUAUUUGAUAGAGAACAAAGAGAUUAAACAUACAAAUUAUAGCGCCAUAUAUCAUCGUAAAUCUACACUAGUCAGUUGGGCUGUUAGUCAUUGUGAUGCUCAAAGUAAAAGGGACCAGUAUGUGUCUGAGUUAGUAAGUAAUGGUAUUGAAGUUGAUAUAUUUGGUACGUGUGGUAAUAUGCCAUACCAUGACCAUCAAGACCUCCGAAAUCUUCUAAAUACAAAAUACAAGUUUUACCUCAGCUUUGAAAACAGUUUUUGCGAGGACUACUUUACAGAAAAGUUUAUAAAUUUUUACAAUUUAGACAUUAUUCUUAUUGUACGAGGUGGUCUCAAUUAUGACAAGUAUCUACCCAAUGAUACAUUUAUAAACACGGCGCAUUUCUCGUCUGCGAAAGAGUUAUCAGAUUAUAUUGUAAAAGUGGGCUCAUCAGAAGAGCUUUAUACGAGUUAUCUCAGGAAGAAAAGCAGAUACAUUGCAAAACAUGUAUACGAGAUGCCACAGACAUCGUGUAUGUUGUGUGAAAAACUAAAUAAUCUAAAUGAAUAUAGGAAAACAUAUAUAGAUCACGUGACGUAUGUACAUGACCGUAAAUGUUGGACUCCUAAUGAUAUAACAGAGCCAACAUUUCAUUGGCUUGCAAUAGUGCUCGUGCUACUGUUUGUUUUCUGUUUUAUCUUGUUUCUUUGGAAGUGUAAGCCAUGGUCAUUUUUAGCUCGACUUUUUUCUUUUUGAAAAAAACAGUAGAGGUAUUGUUAUAGUCGGGUCGGCGUUACCGUUGCCGUCCGCAAACUUGUACCUGGAUCAUAACUUUUUUAUUUCUUGCUGUAUUGUCUUCAUACUUGGCCACAACAACCCUUGGGACAAGACCUUUCAGUACACCACACUAACCUUGACCUUCAUCCAUAAAUGACCUUGACCUUCAAGGUUAAAAGUCCAAUUUUUGCUUGUUCAUGCUGUUUUUGGCUGUAACUUUGUUAUUUUUGAAUGGAUUGUCUUCAAACUUGAACAUAAUAAUCUUCAAGGAUAUCCCUUAAAAAUAACCAGCCAGACCUUGACCUCCACACUAAAAUGACCUUGACUUUGAAGGUCAAAUUAUUGAAAUUUUCAUUUUUUUGGCUAUUAUUGGCUGUAACUUUGUUAUUUUUGAAUGGAUUGUCUUCAAACUUGAACAUAAUUAUCUUCAGGGAUAUCCCUUAAAAAUAACUAGACAGACCUUGACCUUCACUCAUAAAUGACCUUGACUUUGAAGGUCAAAUUAUUAAAAUAUUCAUUUUUUUUUGGCUAUUAUUGGCUGUAACUUUGUUAUUUUUGAAUGGAUUGUCUUGAAACUUAGACAUAAUAAUCUUCAAAGAUUACUGUUAAAAAUAUACCGAAAGACCUUGACCUUCACUCAUUAAUGACAUUGUCUUUGAAGGUCAAAUUAUUGAAUUUUUUAUUGUUUUGGCGGUAACUGACUGUAACUUCAUCAUCAUCAUCAUCAUCAUCAUCAUCAUCAUCAUCAACAACAACAACAACAACAGUGUUUCUAUUUAUAGAAUAUCGUAAUGUUUCUAUUUAUAGAAUUGCGUAAUGUUUCUAUUUAUAGAAAUUGUGUAAUGUUUCUAUUUAUGGAAAUUGCGUAAUGUUUCUAUUUAUGGAAAUUGCGUAAUGUUUCUAUUUAUGGAAAUUGCGUAAUGUUUCUAUUUUUAGAAAUUGCGUAAUGUUUCUAUUUUUAGAAAUUGCGUAAUGUUUCUAUUUUUAGAAAUUGCGUCAUGUUUCUAUUUUUAGAAAUUGAUGUUUCUAUUUUUAGAAAUUGCGUAAUGUUUCUAUUUUUAGAAAUUGCGUAAUGUUUCUAUUUUUAGAAAUUGCGUAAUGUUUCUAUUUUUAGAAAUUGCGUAAUGUUUCUAUUUUUAGAAAUUGAUGUUUCUAUUCUUAGAAAUUGCGUAAUGUUUCUAUUUUUAGAAAUUGCGUUAUGUUUCUAUUUUUAGUAAUUGCGUAAUGUUUCUAUUUUUAGUAAUUGUGUAAUGUUUCUAUUAUUAGAAAUUGCGUAAUGUUUCUAUUUUUAGAAAUUGCGUAAUGUUUCUAUUUUUAGAAAUUGCGUAAUGUUUCUAUUUUUAGAAAUUGCGUAAUGUUGCUAUUUUUAGAAAUUGCGUAAUGUUUCUAUUUUUAGAAAUUGCGUAAUGUUUCUAUUUUUUAGAAAUUGCGUAAUGUUUCUAUUUUUUAGAAAUUGCGUAAUGUUUCUAUUUUUAGAAAUUGCGUAAUGUUUCUAUUUUUAGUAAUUGCGUAAUGUUUCUAUUUUUAGUAAUUGCGUAAUGUUUCUAUUUUUAGAAAUUGCGUAAUGUUUCUAUUUUUAGAAAUUGCGUAAUGUUUCUAUUUUUAGAAAUUGAUGUUUCUAUGAUUAGAAAUUGCGUAAUGUUUCUAUUAUUAGAAAUUGCGUAAUGUUUCUAUUUAUGAAAAUUGCGUAAUGUUUCUAUUUUUAAAAAUUGCGUAAUGUUUCUAUUUUUAGAAAUUGCGUAAUGUUUCUAUUUUUAGAAAUUGCAUGUUUCUAUUUAUAGAAUUGCGUGUUUCUAUUCAUAUAUAUAUACAAAAUAGAUAAACAAAACUAAUGUGACAAGACAGACCAACUAAAUUUAUAAAAAGGAAACGUUAAGAUAUGUUCAAACCUUUCAAUGUUUGCGUUUAGAAAAAGUAAAAAGUCGAGCGUUGCCCCCGCCCGGCGGUGGCUCUUGAUGUAACAAAUCCUAGAUGAUAUGUUUUAGCAUUUAAGUUGAUAAAAUGUUGGAACAGCGUAACAUGAAAGAUCGUGACGAGAACGAAUGUUGAAACAGCGUGACAAAAACAGCGUGACAGAAACAGCGUGACUUGAAGAGCGUGACCGAGAAUGAUUGCUGAAACAAAGCAACGUGACCAAAGACAAACAUAUCCAUAAAUGUAUUCCAUCUAGUUUUCAUUAAAAUAAGUAUAAAUCCAUGUUGCAGUAAUUCAUAGAGAUGUAUGUUUUUAUUUUCUGAAUGUUCUAACAAAACGGUUAAUGUAAAAUGGUUGUAAAUCAAAUUUACAUAAGAAUCAAAUAGCAGCUCAAAUGAGAUUGUUCGGAUCUUUUUAUCCGUAAGAUUACAAGUAUAUAUUUUGUUCAUGUUGCUGUGGUGAUAAAGAACACUGUAAGUUUAACUUUCUUGCUGAAAUAGUAAAUGUGUGUUUUUGUCAAACUUUUUUUACUCAUUUUUCUAUUUCAUAAGCUACAUUGUAGGCUAUUUUGGUUCGAGAAGUUUUAUGUUUUAUAAGAAAGUUUACUGCCAAAGUUUAAUGUGAGGUUAUUUGAUUUUUUUUGUUUGAAUAUGAAUUUUAGCGAAUACUUAAACACCCUUUAUUUUAUUUAUGUUAUUCAGUUAAUUGAAUGGUUUUUUUAUACUGUAUGUCAAGUUUUUUUUUACUUUGAUGUUUUUAUGUUGAAAUAUGAUAUGAAUAUUGAACAAUUGUGAACAAUAAUUAAAUUUUAACCAGCUUUGUUAAAGUAAAUUUGUUACGAUUCUUUUGAAAUACUUCAAUCCUAUUGGAAAUAAAUAAUUUCAAACACUUAUGAACAAUUACCUAUACUUAAGGAAAUUAUAAACAUGCAAAAUAAUGUUAACAGUCCAAAUGAAUUUCUUUAUGAGUAAAGAAGAUUUAUAAAACACAAAUGAAAUAGUUUUGUAAUAAUAAAGUGGGUCUCGAACGCCUUAUUCUCUGUGACGUCAUUUGUUUUGACGUUUAGAAUAAAUGGACAAUUUCAUUUAGGAAAUUAAGAGGCCAAUACUUCGUUUUAAAAGAUUAAGUAAAAGGUUUUUUUUUCGUUUUUUUUUAGAGAGAUUUUAUUUAUACAUGUCCAUUUUUACCCUCCUCACAAAUAUAUUUCACAGUGGUACACACUUUAUUAUAUUGAUACACACUUUAUUACAAGAAUAAUAUAUAACGUAUGUGUUAAAUUAUAAACCUGGCAUAAGUCACAGAACUGUUUUAUUGAAUGUCAAGAAAAAUAUAGUAUAGAUCUCUAUUUUUUUUGUAAUUUGAUAUGCUGGUAUAAGCAUGUACUCUUCCGAUCACACCGACGUCAUUCCUAGUUACUGUUACUAUGUAUAUCACCACCGUAACGAUUUUAUCUCUGUUUUUAUGACAUUUUUGCUUGUUAUUUUUGUAGUCACAUGUGGUUACGUUUUAAAGUAAUUAUAAAAUAAUCAUUUUCUAGAUAUAUUGAUUGUUCUAUGAAAGUUAAGUUUCAUUGCCAAAUCGAAUGAUUCUGAAAUAUAUUGCAAUUUUCUAACUUAUUAGUAUGAAAUAUAAGCGUAUUCACUGAAAUCAAACAAAUAACCUCUAUAUAUUUUGUUUUUAAAAUGAUCACUAUAUAUUUUAAUACCUGUUUGUCCUUAAGAAAUAAAUACCCAGUUCUUAACCUACUGAACCGUAAGUUAUUAGCCUUUGCCUUACUGUCAUUGCUUGAAAGGGUGGAUUGACGUCAUUAAAUUAAGACGUCCUAUAAAGACAGACACACAAACACCUCUUUGCACCUAUAUUGUUGACUGACUGAUUUUUCUUUUUCUUCACAAUAUCUCCAAAUGGUGAUGCUGGACAGUGGCAAAUGCAUGAUGCUUGUCUCAGCAAUUUGCUCAGCCGUUGUCCUCAGCCAUUGUCCUCAGUCGUUGUUGUUUUGGCUAUACAGCGCGUUAUUUAAUUUGCUAUAUACGAUAUGAUAUAAAUUUCAUUCACACAUUAUAUGAAUUUGCACCACUUUUUAAUAUGUUUUAUAAUUUUAUUAUUUGUAAUACCAAAGAAAUGUAAUGUCAAUACAAGUAUAUCUGAUUACUGUUUUAACAUGGUUGUUUAUUUAUUUUUUUGUAAGUUUAAACUUUAAAUAGAUGUGUUGAAAUUGC
Ruditapes philippinarum (Manila clam) is the source of this 6073-nucleotide messenger RNA. Its product is annotated as alpha-(1,3)-fucosyltransferase fut-5-like. The record is from RefSeq and is a predicted model, not a curated record. Gene Ontology annotation, molecular function: alpha-(1->3)-fucosyltransferase activity. The coding region runs from base 513 to 1919 and encodes 468 amino acids. The transcript is spliced from 2 exons. Gene Ontology annotation, cellular component: membrane. NCBI's taxonomy places the organism in Eukaryota, Metazoa, Mollusca, Bivalvia, Venerida, Veneridae.